Molecule: messenger RNA, 4327 nt
Organism: Clupea harengus (Atlantic herring)
Lineage: Eukaryota; Metazoa; Chordata; Actinopteri; Clupeiformes; Clupeidae
Gene: nudt4b
Product: nudix (nucleoside diphosphate linked moiety X)-type motif 4b
Biological process (GO): diadenosine pentaphosphate catabolic process; diadenosine hexaphosphate catabolic process; diphosphoinositol polyphosphate metabolic process
Cellular component (GO): nucleus; cytoplasm
Molecular function (GO): endopolyphosphatase activity; diphosphoinositol-polyphosphate diphosphatase activity; bis(5'-adenosyl)-hexaphosphatase activity
Source: RefSeq, a predicted model, not a curated record
UGGUGACGGGGGUGGGAGGGUAUUCACUACGCUUAGCCCAGGCUAUAUACAGGACUGCCCCAAAGCUGUCGACCGUGAAGACUGGCGAUGGGUUUGUUCGCAAUCUUCGAGAAGUGAAUCGAGCAUCUAAUUUGCCUGGAGUGAAUGGGGAGAUACACAAAUAAAAUCGCAUUAUUCGGCUACUUCAUCUCUGCCUUGGACCGCUUUCUCAUACAAAUGCCGUUUCUUGCCUCGCCACUUAGACCUUGACUCGAGUGGUUAUACCUUUCGCGCUUUCGCUACAGCCUGUCGUGUGCACCGAGGUUGGUAAAGGUGGGAGCAGACUACAUGAUGAAGUUCAAACCCAACCAGACCCGAACAUACGACGGAGAGGGCUUCAAGAAACGGGCCGCAUGCCUGUGCUUCAAGAACGAACGCGAGGACGAGGUGUUGCUGGUGAGCAGCAGUCGACACCCCGACCAGUGGAUCGUCCCUGGGGGCGGGAUGGAGCCCGAGGAGGAGCCCUGCGGUGCUGCUGUGCGGGAAGUGUUUGAAGAGGCUGGAGUUAAAGGCAAGCUGGGUCGUUUGCUGGGUGUCUUCGAGCAGAACCAAGACCGAAAGAACCGGACCUACGUGUAUGUCUUGACUGUGACUGAGACACUGGAAGCCUGGGAGGACUCGGUUAACAUUGGCCGUAAAAGGGAAUGGUUCACCAUAGAGGAGGCCAUCAAGGUGCUGCAGAGCCACAAGCCGUUCCACGCUGAAUACCUCCGGCGGUUACGCCUCAACUGCUCCUCCAGCUCCAACGGCAACUCGCUUCUGACCCCAACCUCCUCCAACGAUAUUGCAAGCCGCUACAACAACCCCCAACCCACCUCUGUGCUUGGCACUUCCUGCAGAUAGGACUGCAGCACCCCCCCUCUCCCCUCCCCUGGCAGUCAGGGUGCCAUGAAGCCAUGGUGCCAAUCCUGUUUGGACCAUCUUCUCUGAAACAUAUCUGUACAGUUUGGGGGCUAAUGCAGAAACCCACCACCUGACACCGCUGAUGAUUGCAUGAAUCCGACACUCGUCACGGCAACGUGCCGCCUCACCUCACCUCACCUCACCUACGUCAUCUAGCAAUGUAUGAACUCUAUCGAAACCAAAGCCAUAGCUGUGGUACUGUGCUCAAGGUCAGGGAGUGGAAAAAUGCCUUAAGUGAGUUCCCCCUUUGUGGUUGGUCCUUUGGGUCAGUCCAAAGGGUUCUUGGUGAUUGUUAGGAAGAAAAUAUUUGGCUGCAACGUGGGAAUGUUGAAUUUAUGACAUUUAUGAGACUGGGAUAGAGUAUUUGUGGGGACGGUGUUUUUUUGCGGGGUAUAUAUGCGUAGAGUAUGUGACUGUGGCUGUGUCCAUGUGUGCAGAAUUGGAAGAUUCCACUUGCAAAGGUCUAUCCUAAAUGGCUGAGGGACUGUGUGUUAUUGGAUCGCCAAGGGGGGGGGGGGGGGGGGGCAUGUGAUGAGACCCCUCGGGUUGCACAAGGACCACAGCAUAGUGAAGACGCGGCUUGUGAAAGUUGGAUGAGGUUUUGACCCCUUGGAUCUUUCCCAAGUGGCUUAGGUCAUUGCCUUGGGAGUGAUGAAAGAUCUACCUCUGUGUGAUGGAUGAUUCUGGGAAGGCUGGUCUCAUCAGCCUUCUCCCUUUUGGACCCUGUUGCUGAGCUGAAAAUAACUGAGGAUUCAAGUGAGAAUGCAGUUUGUUGAGUUUUGUGGUGUUCUACAAUGUUUUUUUUUUUUUUAAAACUAUCCAGUCCAAUCUCAGGCUUGUGGACUAGGACUGAGUGACUGGUGAAAGCCUCUAUCUAAAGUAGGCACUUUAGAUAGAGGCUUUCACCAGUCACUCAGUCCUAGUCCUCCUAAGUUCUUAAAUACUUCAAUACUACCUUUAAAAAAAGGUUUUAAUCCAGUUUAAUCCAUAGACAAGAUAUGAUUCAACAACUUUCACAGAUACUUGAUGACCUUAAAGUCAACAGCUAUGGACAGAACGUUUGUAUCAUGGAAAGAAUGCCCGUAAUCAAAAACCACAACAGUAAUGAAGGUCAUACAUAGCCCACAUUUGGGGAACAAAACAGCAUCUGGUGUCACUUAAAAUCACUAGAAGCUAAGCACAUGGAAAUACACUCUGGCAAUGCAAGUCACAGACUUAUUCCAACCUAAACUGAGAUAUUUUGUUUUAAAUGUGGGUCUUAGGAACCCCAUCCUCCUCUGUCCACUGUUCAUUGGCCAACUGUCCGUGCAUAGCUAUCAGUGCUGCUUUCAGAUACUGUUCUAUUUGCAUAUUUAAACCCAAUAGCCUGAGAAAGGCACAGGAGGGCCUGCAGCUUUUUUUGGCCGACCAGUCCUUCCAUGUCAUCCAGAACCGUUCACUUAACAUUUGGCAGCAAGCACACUGUCCCUAAACACUCCCUUUUAUCCAUGUCACAGCACGUUCCCCACUGUGCUCAGUGGGAAAUAAAGAAAUAAAGAAAUAAAUAACGAGCCCUUUAGAGCCACUUAGCAUCUAGCCUUUGUGCACUUACAUUGACUGACCCUGGACAAAAUAUGAAUUAAUUAGCUUUGUUUUAGCUAUCACAUCACACAAACAAAAGUAACUCUUGUCGGAUUACCAACACUUAACAAGUCAACGCUACUCCCAUUCCAGUUAUUCAUUUCUUAGAAUUUGAAUUUGAAUUGCUGAAUAGGAAAAGAGCAGUAUCCCUUGCCCAAAAAGAAAUGAAAGAAACUGAAGGACUGACUCAACAAAUGUUAUGUAAAUAUUCUAAGGAAGGAAAGGAAGAUAACGAGAGUGUGUUCUUUUUUUUGGAAAUGCAAAAGUGUAUUAAUCUUACUCUGAUGAAUAACUUUUCUAUUCUUUUUUUCUAAUGAUGUUAAAAAAAAAAAAAAAAAAGACCUGACAGGAGAAGACUGUGAUGAACUCUAUUGUAAAUGUGUGUAUUUUCUCAAAGGUUAAGUGUCAUACCUUCGUCAGAGGGUAUCUAAGCAACGCCCCCACCACCAUCACAAACACGCAACUUAAUGGUCCCUCAGAGUGCUCUUAAAGGGGUGGUGCUUGUCAUUGUCUGGCCACAGCGUAAGAGGCCUUAAAUUGAUGAGAAUGUAUCGGCUAAUAUUCUGUAUAUUGUGUUGGAGGCUGUUUUAGUUCAGGUUCCUCCAGAGGGAAUGAAAGUCCAGUAGGUGGCAGAAGUGGUUCAUUUCUCCAGGACUAACUAUUUAAAGUACUAGCUGUGAGGUUCCACACUGGGCCUUAUGUUUGACUCUCAGAGGCCAGUCAAACUGUUACACUACAAAAGAAACUGUAAAGCAACUAGUACAAAUUAGCUGGGUCCUGUAAGCAGGUUUUGUUACCUUUAAGUCAAACAUAAUUCUCAAGGAAAUCAUUGCGAGUUAGAGCUACAAAUGAUCAAAUUUAUAUAUAUAUAUAUAUAUAUAUAUGUAAUUUAUUUGUAUGUGUAACUUAGUUUUUAUCUGACAUUAAUGAUUGCUCUAAUGACCUCUAUUAAAUAGAAUUAGUAUUAUGAAAAUUAUGAGAAUAUUAUGAAAUUAUACAACUAUUUGUAUUUGUGUUCCAUGGCAAGGUUUGGACCCUGCGAGUAAAUAAGAAUUGUAUUAAUAUGAUCUCCUUUCACCCCGUCCUUUCUAAUUGGAAAACACAAAGUCAUGCCAUUUUAUCAGAGACGCUAAAAUGAUUUUGGUUUUAUCAGUUCAGUCUGUUUGGGUGGGGGUAUUAAAGCAGGAGAGAGAACCAGUGCCAAGUUAUCAGAUACAUGAUGGAAUAACAUAAUCUGCAAUAUACCACCUCCCCUCUCUAAAGCAUUGCCUUCUCAGAAUGUCUGCUGUGGGGCAGGAAAUAUGGUUCACAAUAUAUUACCUACAUUGCUGAUACUUGUAAAUAUAAUAAUUUCUACUGCAGUAGAUCAGCACCUUCAGAUAAAGCUAAUACCUGGAGAUGAGUGUGUGUGUGUCUGUGUCUGUGUGUGUGUGUGUGUGUGUGUGUGUGUCUGUAUGUGUGUGUGUCUGUGUGAUGGUCCUGGUUGCCAUGGAGACGGGCGGGUAGAUGGGAGAAUCAGGAGCCCUGUUGCUGAUGUGAAUGUCGUACAGCACUGAUGUCAUAGCAGAAGACUGCGUGGGAGUGUGGAUGCACUGUCCUGUCUUUCAAUGCAAAGUGGAUGAAUCUCCUCUUUCUCUCUGUUUCUGUCUAGUGGAAUGCUAAUGUGUACAGUUGUCAAAUCAGACAUGUCGAUCAGUCCCUCAAAAAGGCUGUAUCGUAUUUUAAGUGAACUUUCAUUAAAAAGGGAAAUACUUGAUUAACUGAA